Messenger RNA from Medioppia subpectinata, 460 nucleotides. Lineage: Eukaryota; Metazoa; Arthropoda; Arachnida; Sarcoptiformes; Oppiidae. The record is from the annotation of a GenBank genome assembly.
GGCAUUACAGCUGACGUUGUGUUGAGUUUUUCAGUGCAAACACAACACAACACUCACUGAAUACGAGUGCCAUUCAAUGCAUUGCCUGUGAAUUGAGUAUUACUACUGUUUUGCUAGCAUUUGUUUGGCCACUAUUUCCGCACCACAACAACAACACAACGAUAAUAACAAACACCGACUAAACCACUGAUUGUCCCACAAAUCCACUCCUAUUUAAGUGACAAUUUUAAUGUAGUCUUCAAGUGGUGUAUCACUCGUCGUCUUAGAGGAAGUGGUCUUUCAUUUAGUUUGUAUUCAUUUGUGAUUAUUAUAUGUUUUGUUAGGCCUUUAAAACCUCUGAAUCAAUGAACACAUCCAUGAAUACAAUGUUGUGUCUCAUUAAAUGUCCAAAUCAUGUCGUUUUGGAGGUGGAGUGCGAUCAUAAGGCCAGAGGACAGGAGUGUCUCGAUAAGGUAUAGCA